CAAUAAUAACAAUACAAAUGCAAUUCAAAAACGACUUUUGAAAAAAUCAGAAAAUAUUUUCAUUGAUUCAUACGUUACGGUAUCGGCAAUAGUGGACAACCAACCGAUUAAUCGACCAAUCAAUAGGAUAGCAACGCAAUGACAAUGACUUUGAAUCAGUCGAUGCACGCGCGCAAUAUUUACCGACAGCGGCCAAACUUUGCCGAAAUGGCCAAAUCGUUUCCGUCGUUUGCUCCGUACGUGCGGACAGAUCUGAGAGGCCGGUCGAGUGUUGACUACGAUGACUGUCGCGCACUACGAGAGCUAACAAAAACGCUACUAAAGAAAGACUUUGAUCUUGACGUUGAUAUACCUGAAGACCGACUUAUACCGACUGUUCCGCAGCGACUAAAUUAUCUGCUGUUUGUCGAAGAUUUGGUCACUAAAUUGAAAAGUUUUGGAACAGCCAUCGCUUCUCCUGACACUCGACUUCCCACAGAAGUGAUCGGUCUCGAUGUCGGCACCGGCUGUUGCGCUAUCUUUCCGCUGAUUGGAUGUACGCUCAACAAAGAUUGGCAUUUUGUGGCCGUCGAUGUGGACCAGCUUUCUAUACAAUCGGCGACAUAUAAUGUCAGCAGAAAUGGUUUAAAUGACAGAAUUAAUGUCAUUGAAUGCGACGAAGAAAACAGUUUUGAGCCAAUCGUCCAACAGAUGACUAGUAAAGGCAAGAGAAUAAACUUUUUGAUGACUAAUCCGCCGUUUUUUGGCCACAAAUACGAGAAUGAGUUUGACACGAGUGGUGGCGAUAAAACAGAUCUCCAGAUGGACGAUGAAGUCAAGUCUACGAAAGAUAGUUCCAAGUUUGCAACAAAAGCCCAACAGAUAUGCCAUUUCAGACAUAAAUCUACGGCCAACACAUCCAUUACAAUUGAAUCAGUUGUCGACGGCGGCGAAGUUGAGUUCGUGUUGAAGAUAAUCGAAAGGAGUUUAAGAUUAAGAGACAAAGUGAUGAUCUAUACGACAAUGUUGGGCAAGAAAAGUAGUCAAAAACAAUUGAAGUAUAUUAUUAAUAAACACAUCCAAAAUGGUGACAUUCAAAGUGCGGUCUAUACCGAAUUUUGUCAGGGAGUUACCAAACGGUGGGGCAUUGCGUGGACACUAGUAUUGGGACUUAAUCUACGGGAAGUUCCGGUCAUAAAAAUGCCUAAACAGAAAAAAACUCCAUUAAUUUACUAUUUUCCACCACUGAUGGAAACUGUUGAAUAUACAAUGGAAGCGAUUGGUGAUAAAAUUGAAUCACUUCUUAAAGACGAUAUUAAAUUGGAAACAUUUACAGUCGAACGAAAUAAGAAGAAAAUCAAAUUUCUGAUCAAAUCGGAUGUCAAUGUCUGGAGUCAUCAGCGAAAGAAAAGGAGAGAAGCAAAGCGUCGAAUCGAAAGCGAUUCGUUAACUGAUAAGUCUUCGCAAACCGUAAUGAAUGAUGUUUGCAACCCUCACAACAAAAAUGAUUUAUUAAUGGUUGGCAAUGGAAGGACAGAGAUUAUGUCACCUAAAAAACGGUGUUUAAGUGAUAUGGAAUGCGAUGAUAACGAUGACAACGAGAUGAAUGACCAUCAAAUAGAUGUUAAGAAAAAUAAGACAAUAGUUAAAGAACUUUUGGGACACAAAAAGUAUUUAUUGGACGCAAGUCUUGUUAUCAAACGAGACAAACAAUCAAUUCUUAUGGAAAUGCAGACCAAAGAGUUGGCCACAAGUAAAGAAUCUACUCAUCAACUCUUUCUAUAUUUCAAGAAUAUUCUUAUAUAAAAAACAGUCUGAUAUUUGUCAUUACCGGUAAUAUUCAUUAACUGUAAUUACCAAUUGAUUUGUCAUUUAAAUAAUUACCGUUUAUUUAUGU
This is a messenger RNA of Oppia nitens, 1876 nucleotides long. RefSeq lists its product as uncharacterized. Gene Ontology annotation, biological process: rRNA base methylation. Gene Ontology annotation, cellular component: nucleus. The record is from RefSeq and is a predicted model, not a curated record. Gene Ontology annotation, molecular function: 23S rRNA (adenine(1618)-N(6))-methyltransferase activity. Lineage: Eukaryota; Metazoa; Arthropoda; Arachnida; Sarcoptiformes; Oppiidae. The transcript is spliced from 2 exons. The coding region runs from base 139 to 1785 and encodes 548 amino acids.